AUGACCACAGCUCAAAUUACAUUUACAUCUAAUGGGGGAAUGCAAUUCGUUAAAAAUUAUCAAAAAAAUGAUCAAGGAGGUGUAGAUGGUUGCUCUGAUGCUCUUGUAAUUCCUAUUCCACCUGAUCCUGAAAACUAUCGUGGUCCUGUUUAUGAUUUUAAGUAUUACUUUGCUAAAAGACCAACAAAUUCUAAUUAUCCUGAAUGGUACCUUGAUGUCCGAUUAGGUGAAAAGGCGUGUAGAUCUUUAAUGAAAACUAUUUGUAUCGCAGUAGAUAUCGAUUUGAAAGAUCGGGACAUU
Molecule: messenger RNA, 300 nt
Organism: Racocetra persica
Lineage: Eukaryota; Fungi; Glomeromycota; Glomeromycetes; Diversisporales; Gigasporaceae
Source: the annotation of a GenBank genome assembly